AUGAUUGAUGACUACCAAUCAGCAAAGCACUCAGUGUCUGUAAAUCACCUCAAGAAGCAUGGCUAUGCAUGCAGGCAGCAUGUUGGCAGUAGCGCAGACUACGAGCUACCAAGGAAUAUUGGUGUCGAGGACGAACUUACACUGGAUGAUAGCCCACUCCCUGAUCAUGUCACCAAGCUUGAACAGCUUGACAUUUCUGCUGAUGAUGCACAUUCUGAGUUCCCCCCACUAUAUUUCCCUUCCUCUGAUGACGAUAAUACUGAGUUCAAUCAACGACACACCCCUCUGCUGAGCAGUUCUCCCCCACUAUAUUUCUGCACUUCAGAUUAUGAUAAUGCUGCUCCUAGUGACGAUGACUGUAGUGUCCUAUCACUUACCUUUAACUCGGCUACUCACAAUCACACUGCUGAUGAAGAAUCAUGUAUUAAUGCCUCCGACAAGGAGCUAUCGUACACUGAACAUCUCGACGAUGAAGAUCACUGGGUUCCUGAGAAUGAUCCACAGUUCCUUCCCAAUGAUGCACUAUUUGAGGAAAAUACUCAUGUCGACUCAGAUGAACCUGAUAAUGCAGAAGAGACCCUCAAUUUACUCCAUUUGACGAUCAUAAGCUGCUAUCCUGGCAGAAUUUCCCCUGAGCUUCAGGGUGACUUAGACAGCAUGGCACGAACUCUUCGCACUGUCGAGAAACGUCUCGGUGUUGAUACGGAGAAAAUUGUUACUACAUACAUUCUUUGCCCAUCUUGCUGGCAAAUGUACCAUCCUUCCGAGCUACCAACAAUGCAGUCUCGACUGUGCACGGCACCUGGAUGCUCCGCAGUGCUAUUUCGCCUGAAACGAAUGAGUUCAAAUGUGCAAAAAUGUAUCCCAUACAAAGUGAUGCCUGUGGCAUCCUUUACAGCUGCUCUCGCACGUCUUCUUAUGCGUCCUGGUAAAUGGGAGGAACUUCAACAUUGGCGGAAGGACGGGGACCAUGAACCAGCACCACCUAUCACACGAGAGGAGUGGUACACCGAGAAGGAUGUGAACGAGCCACUCACAGACAUAUAUGACGGGUGGAUGUGGCAUUCACUCCGUACAGGCAUAGUGCGCCAGUGGGACUCGAAGCAUCUCAAAAUUGAGCAGCUUGCACAAGGGGUGCUUUUCAAGGUUUUCGGGCAUGACACAAUGGAAAUGGUGCAUGUCGCACUCCCCUUUGGUCCAAUGGAUACUCCAGCGAGACUCAAGACAGCUGGCUUUGUAUCUCAGAACUCUGAGGACCAUAUGUGCCCAUGCUGCAAUGCUCUGUUUUGCUCGUUGGUUGAUCCUACAUGCUUCGAUCAAUUCCACUAUCGAGACUCUGCAAAGCAACUUAAGUGGAAAUUCAUUCAUGGACACUCCAAUGAUCCUGAAGUUCAAGCAAGCAUUGCAGAAACCAAGGGUGUCCGCAUGUCAAUUCCGGAUCGCCUUCCAACGUGGAACGGGUCAUCAAGCAUUCCGACGGAGAUCAUGCAUUUGUUCUGGGGUCCGGGCACGUCUGGUCAAAUACACCGAGUCAUUUUGAUAGAAGGAUCAAUGUUCACCAGGACAGGGAAACGCUCCGAUGUCACACCAAUGGAUCGACUUACAGAAUUUCUUGAGUCCAUAUGGUGGACGAAUAACUCAGGACAUUUUCAGAUCAAGAUUGCGAGUGGGGGAGAAUGUCCUAAAGCAGACGAGUGGCAAAAUUUCAUGCAAGUAUACCCUGUCACAAUUUCAGUUGCAUGGCAAACGUGGUCUCGCCAUGCUGACGAUGAGGCCCCCCUGCCAAAGAAACGCAGCAAGAUCCAACAGGCCAUCGUGAAAUCAAGGAAGCUCUUACACAAACAUCGAAUCAAGAAUGUGUCUCGCGACGAAGACACUGAGGCAGAAGAUUAUUUGGCGCUUGAAGACAUCGAACCAUCUCGCAACUAUCAUUCUCACUACGAAAACAUCCUGCGAUACUGUGCCACGACCCAAAUCUUUGCCUCGCGAGAGAUCACACCUCAGGAGGCCACUCGAGCUGAAAACUUCAUAUCGGAGGCUUUUCAGUCAUGGGCACAAUUGAAUUGUCAUCUCACACCAAAUUUUCACUUCGCCAGUCAUCUAGUUGAGUACAUUCAUACCUAUGGCCCUGCAUAUGCCUGGUGGGUAUUUCCCUACGAGCGUGCAAUUGGUGUGUUAGGAAAGGCCAACCACAAUGGCCACAGCAGCGGCGAAGUGGAAGGGACCUACAUGCGAGCGUGGUGGAAGACCAUGCUGAUUCAAGAACUCUUGACACAUCUGCAGGAACGAUGUGAUCAAACCGAGCAGGACCAGCUAGCUAUUUGUGCACUACUCAAGGCUGUCAAAGGCGGUGCCAAAGCCGAUUGGCAAAGAGGGACCCUUAUGAAUUAUAUUGCGCUCCUGUCCAACCCACACGAUUCAGUGAGGAUUGUAUUUCCGAAACAAUUCAAGUUAAUCAGCUUGCAGCCACUGGGUGUCUAUGCCAUUGUUUUGCAAUUCCUACGUCUUCAUUUUCCGGAAUUCAACUUAACGUCAGACGCAGAUGAAGCAUCCAAUGGUAUUCCAUUUGACUCACAAGGUGUCCAGUCAUAUGCGAAUGUGACCAUUGGUGCUGCAAAGUAUGGCUCAUUCCAUCAUCAUCGUGGAAAGGGGUUUUGCUAUGGCUAUACAAAGGGACGACACGCUGCACGUAUUGAGUAUAUAUUGUCAGUCAACAUCCCUCGACAAGACCCUCCAAUAUCUGUCAAUGUUGCUCUCAUCCGAUGUUUUGAACAUCACCCACAGGAUGCCAACCACCCGUGGUCUCUAUGGGCAACUGACCUCGGGAUUGCAACCUGGAAGUAUAAUGUCCUUGGGAGCCUCGAGGCAUGUCAUCUUGAUGAUCUUAGUGGUCAAUUUGCAUUCACACCAGUUCACGCACCGAGAAUGGGUCGCUUAUGGGUGACUUUCUCGUUAGACACAACCUCCCAAGAACCAGAUAACAGCAACCCUUAG
This is a messenger RNA of Suillus paluster, 2994 nucleotides long. RefSeq lists its product as uncharacterized. Lineage: Eukaryota; Fungi; Basidiomycota; Agaricomycetes; Boletales; Suillaceae. The transcript is spliced from 14 exons. The record is from RefSeq and is a predicted model, not a curated record. The coding region runs from base 1 to 2994 and encodes 997 amino acids.